This is a messenger RNA of Toxoplasma gondii ME49, 1137 nucleotides long. RefSeq lists its product as hypothetical. The transcript is spliced from 2 exons. The coding region runs from base 499 to 942 and encodes 147 amino acids. Lineage: Eukaryota; Apicomplexa; Conoidasida; Eucoccidiorida; Sarcocystidae. The record is from RefSeq and is a predicted model, not a curated record.
AUACGGGAAAACAGGAGAGUGAACACCACGGUGACUAACCUCAUUAGCGGUUUUUGAAUGUGGCGAUUUAUUUACUCCUAAGAAGGCGCCUGAUUCAUGGGUGUUGAACGCAUUCGAGAUACCUUUGUGUGGAGAGUAAAUGCGUUGCUCGCGUUUGAUACUAAAACUGGCUGCCUCUCGUUCUAAAGAAUGAGAAAACGGGAAAGAAGGCGGCGCAUCUGUAUCACCACAAGAAAUCGGUCUGUGUAGUACACAUAGGUCUUCGAUGACCUUGUAGCCCGGCGGGCAUUUAAGAAUUGGAGGAAGAAGUUGUUUCAGUAUGCACCUGUUGUUUUCGUCCAAGUCUCCCUUCCUGCAAACGUAGCCGAUUUCUUUGUACGUGCGCUGAAGGGAAAACAAUAACGACACACAGAUGGAGCAUGGAGACGCUACGGAGCGCAUGCUUCCUGUUCGUGGGGAAUCUAUACACAUCCAGGUGUAGACAGAGACGCGGUUAUCAUGCCGACCCCAAAGCGACACAUUUGUCAACGUGUAACCAGCAUUAGUUGGAGUUAUGCGACUACACCGUUAUGUAGCUCAGAGUGGACACUGCAGAACUACCACUUUUGUCGGUCUCAGCGAACUUUGCCUCUCGGCGAGGCUCUCGGGAGAGAAAGGAAUUGCAGGGCGCCAUCUUCUCGGAAGCAUUGCCUUCUCUCCUGCGGCCAGCUGGAAGAUACAGCAGAGCCGAAGCUUCCCUCAUCAACGAAGACCAUGCGGUCUCGCUUUCCGGAAACAGACGAACGAACAAUCAGUACAGAAAUAACUGGGAGGGGCAUAAAGUGCGGUCCCACCCUAGUCGUGGGCAGCAAAAUCGGUACUACACAAACGAGGCUUAACCACGCAAAAUCCGAUGGAAAACAACUGGUAAGUAUGAACAAUGACAGGAAGCGUAAGAAUUAGUGUGGUUGUUUCAUCGGCGGCUGAACUUCUAUGUCGCCGUACAGAAAAGACAAUUUGUCAGGAGGGCCAGUGAAGCAGCAAGACCCUUCUACUGGCACUGAACGAGGUGAUACCACCUCAAAUUUAACACAACAUUUCCAUUGUUUAUUCCUGUCCCUCCGGGUUAUCCUAAUCCAUGGCUUACUGCGAUACUCA